This is a messenger RNA of Scleropages formosus (Asian bonytongue), 4226 nucleotides long. RefSeq names its product protein C-ets-1-like. Lineage: Eukaryota; Metazoa; Chordata; Actinopteri; Osteoglossiformes; Osteoglossidae. Gene Ontology annotation, biological process: regulation of transcription by RNA polymerase II; cell differentiation. The coding region runs from base 162 to 1442 and encodes 426 amino acids. Gene Ontology annotation, molecular function: DNA-binding transcription factor activity, RNA polymerase II-specific; sequence-specific DNA binding. The transcript has 8 exons. Gene Ontology annotation, cellular component: nucleus. The record is from RefSeq and is a predicted model, not a curated record.
UCAUUGACAGGCAGCAGCAGGCAGGUCUCUGCGCGGUCGGGCUCCGCCUGUUGGACCGUUAGUUGCGCUGUUCCGCCUGUUGGACCGUUAUCAGCGCUGGGCUGCGACACGACGCUGCUCUGGACUGUGCCGGACGGUGAAGCUGCGAUCGCGGGGUCACCAUGAAGGCGGCUGUGGACGUGACACCCGCCUUGACGCUCAUCAAGUGCGAGAAAGUGGACGAUCUGGAGUGUGCAGACGUCCCCCUGCUGACGCCCAGCAGCAAGGAGAUGAUGUCACAGGCCCUGCGGGCCACCUUCAGCGGCUUCGCCAAGGAGCAACAGCGGCUCGGCAUCCCCAGAGAUCCCCUUCAGUGGUCAGAAAGCCACGUGGCCUCCUGGCUGCUCUGGACCGUGAAUGAGUUCAGCCUGAGAAAUGUCGACUUCCGGCAGUUCUGCAUGGAUGGUGCCACCCUGUGUGCACUGGGCAAGGAGCGCUUCCUGGACCUGGCGCCAGACUUCGUCGGUGAAAUCCUCUGGGAACACCUGGAGAUGCUACAGAGAGAUGCAAAGCACUUCCCGGUCAAUGAUUUGAUGUCCACUGUGCAGGAAACAUACUACACCACAGAUUACUUUGUCAACUAUGGAAUUGAGCAUGCCCAGUGCGUGCCACCCUCGGAGUACUGUGAACCGGGCCUCAUCACAGAGUCCUACCAGAUGCUGAAUCCCAUCAGCUCGGAGGACCUGCUGUCGCUCAAGUAUGAAAAUGGACACAACGGUGUUCUCGAUCCCCUUCCUGGGGAAUACCUGCCUAUCAAACAGGAAGUCAUCUCCCUUGACAACAUGUGCGUUGGACGCAUUAGCCGAGGAAAGCUGGGUGGCCAGGACUCCCUGGAGAGUGUGGAGAGCACAGACAGCGCAGAGCGAGUGCCUAACAGCUGGAACGCCCGAUCCCCCUACAGCGGCCUGCAACGGGUGCCCUCAUACGACAGCUUCGAUUCAGAGGAUGGUCCCCCACCUCCAUCGGCACCCCGGGCCAAGGGCACCUUCAAGGACUACGUGAGGGAGCGCACCGACCUGAGCCCUGACAAGCCGGUCAUCCCGGCUGCCGUGCUCGCCGGAUACACAGGAAGCGGUCCCAUCCAACUGUGGCAGUUCCUUCUGGAGCUCCUUACGGACAAAUCGUGCCAGGCGUUCAUCAGCUGGACGGGCGAUGGCUGGGAGUUCAAGCUGUCCGACCCAGACGAGGUUGCACGGCGAUGGGGUAAGCGCAAGAACAAGCCCAAGAUGAACUAUGAGAAGCUUAGCCGAGGCUUACGCUACUACUAUGACAAAAACAUCAUCCACAAGACGUCUGGCAAGCGCUACGUGUACCGCUUUGUGUGUGACCUGAAAAGCCUGCUGGGAUAUGCCCCUGAGGAGCUACAUGCCAUGCUGGACGUGCAACCAGACGGCGAUGAUUAACAACCCCUCGAGUGGGACAGGGCCUCUGAUUUGUUUGCACCCGGGCUGAAUCAGGCUGUGUCUUUACUUGUAGCUGGGACUCCUUCCUUCCCCAGGAGUGGUCAUCGGAGGAAUGUCCAAAGAGACGCAGAGGACCGCAUCUCCAAUGUGCUCCUGAUCUCAGACACAUCAAUGUGAACAUGGACACUUUGACAAGGUCAUCCGGAAAGCUCUCCGUAUUCAAAAUAUUUUCUUAAGUGCCAAACCUUUUUUUGCAAACUUAGCAUCGGAAAAUUAACAGAGCGAUGGAAAGCAGCAAAGUCGUGGACUUUGGGGCAGGACGUGGACAUUGAUGGACAAUGAUGGACCAUUCAAACUGACUGUGAAAUCAAAACAAACUAUACAAAAUACAAGUCCUCUUUGUCUGUAUGUCCAGCAUUACUGUUGGUGGAAAAACCCAGGGCACUGAGUAUUCAGCUGAGACCAAUUUUUUUUAAUUUCAUCAUUGUCUUAUUGCCAAUAUUACAUUUUUCAUCUGUUGAAAUGAAUAUCUUUGUUGUACUGCUGUGGUGAAAUAUUUCAGUCACUAAUUUUUUCUCCAAAGAGGGCAGAAAUCCAACCAUAGAGCAUUUGGGUUGCUUAGAAGGACUUUUCCAGGGGGAAUUUAGAGCAAAAAAAAAAAAACAUUUCUCUGACAACACUGGCUACAGUGGGGGGUGUUUUGUAGAUGUUCAGUAGAAGAAAAAACAAAACUAAACUACUCAAACCCAGAGUAGUGCAUUUGCGCAACUGAAAGUGACAGUUGUAUUUGCUUUCCCCUUCACAACCGCACUGUUUGGCUACACACAAUAGAGUGACAGACCGACCGUUAAAGUACCCUCAGACUUUUCAGGGAGGUACACCACUUGUGCCUUAACCAAUUCCUUGAGAAACCAUCUCUGUUCCACGAAUGUACUUUUCAGAAAAUGCCAUAGGAUCAACGUCCCUGUCUGUAGCAGUAGGUCAAAUGUAGUCACGCAUUGCACUGCAGGAGAUGAGUAAAACGUUCUAAAUCAUUGAAUACAACGUCAUUUUGAGCCAUACUCUUAGGAUAUUGUUGUAGACCUCAGUUUGGAUCAUGCUGGUUGAAGGUACUCUGGUACAGCUGAAACUGCUGGCUAAAGAAGAGUUUAGGAAAGGAUGGCCUGUGUGUGUUCACUCUGUAUUCAGGUGUAGGGCUUUUUGAUGAAGAAAGACCAAGAGGGUCUAAAGAAAGCAGCCAUGAAAAAACUGGGGGACUAGGCAAGAUAUGAAGGAGCUACUUGGUUUCAGUUUGUCUUGAUGGGUAUAGACCUGAGUUAUAAAUCCAUAUGGACUUCAGACAGAAGAUCAUGCAGACUUGAGUUAUAAGGCUAUGUAGUCUUGAGCUCUAAGGUCACGUAGACUUGUGGUUUAAGGAUAUGUAAUCAUCAAUUAUAAGAUCAGUGGACUUUGUCGCAAGUCCAUUAGUGGCCAAUGGAAAGGAAAUUGACUUGCUACAUGCACUAUAUACAUUGGAGGGGCUGUUCUUGUAUCUUUGAGAAAGGUCUUUGGCCUCAGUUGCUUUAAUAUCUAAAGAAUGGUGUAAGAAUGGUGUGUUUGCUGUAUUUGCUUUUAUUGCUAUUAUUAAAUAAUAUUCUAUUCUAAUACGAUUACUUAGUGGAAUAGUGAUAAUAGGAUGAACAAUGUUCAUUCAGACUUUGAGAAACAUAGUGAAAGGUCACUGAAAAGUUGACAUCAAUGCAUGUGAAGUCAUACAUGGGAGUGCUGUUGGGUCUGAGUUUGGAAACCACACAAUUUUGCAUUAAGAGGGAACCUUCAGAAUACUUGCAGUCUUGUUGGUUACUUGGAAUUUGGUUUCUAGACAGUUCUGGACAAUUCCCUAUGCACACUGUGUUUUUAAGAGACUGUAAAAAUGUUUCUUCAGACAAAGACCUGUUUGUCCACCCAGCCCAGCUUUUCAAGUUGACUCCAGUUCUCUGGACAAUGAGCUAGCAUUGGGAUUUUUCCACAAAGUACCACUUCUUCUCAAGUUCUACAUUUGGGUUGUUCUCAAUUGUCAAGCAAAUAGCAAAGCUAAAAAUUCAGGUCAAAAUGCUGUCACUUCUGUUUUGAAUUUCCUGUUUUCUUCCAAAAUGUGUUUUAUUCAUGUAUUUGAGAUAUACUUGUGAGGAUGCAGUGUUAGAGAUUAGACAAGUUUUGUGUAAUACGGUUUCAAAAGUGAAUUUUAGAGCCAACAUCCAGUGACUUUCUGUUUUCACCAAAAGUGGCAAAGACUGUUCAUUUUGUUUCAUAAGAAGUAUUACUUUAUGGCUCCCUGUAGUGAAGUUUCAGUAGCAUUUCGAGCCAUAUGGGUUUUGCACCAGCUUCCGAAGAGUAGACACUUAGAUAAGUAUAUCUUUGGACCAGUAGCAGCUUUGGAACAAUAUAGCGUGUAACAAGGAGCGCUUUGGACAAUCCUUCUGACGAGUGGUAUCAAAAUAAGCAUUUCUAAUGAACAGCAGCUGAAGCACACAAUGGAAGCACACCACAGAGUAUUCCUCGAGGAAAAUCGUUUCCAUUAUGUUACUUACUGCACUCUCUUCCUGGUUUUCUACUCUGUAUGCAUUUUUAAUGUUUUUUUUUAUAUAUGAAUAAUUUAUAUUUUGUAAACUUUGAAACAGGACAUGCAGAUACACACCUGGAAUUUUAUUGGUCAAUCUGAAUAAUUAGUAAAUAUAUAUAUAAAGUAUAAAAAAGGAAAUGAUUUAUACAAAGGCUGAUGCUGGCCCAUCAUAGAUUUUUACA